AAGUUAGAGCAUAAUGAAGUUAUUUAUCAUACUACUUUUCUAAGAAACCAGUUCAGAAUUGCAUUCUCCGUUUCUAAAACUGCAAUUAAUAUUGCCUUAGAAACUAACAGUAAUAAAGAGUUAAUACAAAUAUUAAAGAACUUUAUUAUAGUAAAACAACAAGCUUAUAAAGAUUCAUCAAGAUGCAAUUCUAAUAAUUCAUGUGAUAACACAAAUGAAAAUAAUAUAACAAAUGAAUUGGAUGAAAUAGUUCCUUUACAACAGCAAUUAAUUAAUCAAAUAACAGAUCCUAAAGUAGUUAAAAUAUGUAAUACUCUAUCUAAGAAGAGAAUGAAAAGCUUUACAGAAAUAUUAGAUAAAAGAGUUAAUAAUCAAGAAAUUAAUAAUAGUGAAACAAGUUCACGA
Messenger RNA from Scutellospora calospora, 405 nucleotides. The record is from the annotation of a GenBank genome assembly. NCBI's taxonomy places the organism in Eukaryota, Fungi, Glomeromycota, Glomeromycetes, Diversisporales, Gigasporaceae.